UCCAUGUUUCCCUCUUCCUACACCGCACACUGUCUUCCUCCUCCACCUCCUUCUGUGAUUUAUCUCUCCACUUUGUUUGGAACUAUGGAUAAGGUUAAACUUGUAAAGAAUGGUGUUAUAAGAUUACCACCUGGAUUCAGAUUUCAUCCCACUGAUGAGGAACUUGUGGUUCAGUAUCUCAAGAGAAAAGUCUUGUCUUCUCCAUUACCAGCUUCCAUCAUUCCUGACUUUGAUGUUUGCAGAGCUGAUCCUUGGGACUUGCCUGGCAAUAUAGAGAAGGAGAGGUACUUCUUCAGCACAAGGGAAGCCAAGUACCCAAAUGGGAACCGGUCUAACCGAGCAACCGGUUCGGGUUAUUGGAAAGCUACCGGUAUUGAUAAACGGGUUGUUACCUCUAGAGGAAAUCAAAUCGUUGGUUUGAAGAAAACACUCGUUUUCUACAAAGGCAAACCACCCCAUGGCUUAAGAACCGAUUGGAUCAUGCACGAAUAUCGUCUCUCUUCCUCUCCUCUGAGUUCAAUGGGUCCUACUCAGAACUGGGUUCUUUGUCGUAUCUUCCUUAAAAAGAGAGCCGGUAACAAGAGCGACGAGGACGACGGAGAUAACCGGAACAUUAGAUAUGAUAAUGACCAAAUUGAAAUAGUUACAACAAACCAAACCGAAGAUAAAACUAAACCAAUCUUCUUCGAUUUCAUGAGAAAAGAAAGGACCACGGACUUGAACCUUUUGCCAAGCUCUUCUUCUUCCGACCACGCUUCAAGUGGACUCACGACGGAGAUAUUCUCUUCUGAUGAAGAGACCAGUAGUUGCAAUAGUUUCAGAAGAAAUCUUUAAUUUAAAUUUAAUGUUGACUAUCUUUAAUAACUCUUUUAAUAAUUUUAUAUUAAUACCAUUCUGCUUCUUCUUUUUUCCCCUUUUUACUUGAAAACGAGUCUUUGUCCUUUGUUUCAAAUCAUUUUUUUUAAAACAUAUAUUUCAUGAACUAGUUGAAUUUCAUGAAAAAAUGUAUCAACUUUAUUACAAUUCUUGUCCCA
Molecule: messenger RNA, 1034 nt
Organism: Brassica oleracea var. oleracea
Lineage: Eukaryota; Viridiplantae; Streptophyta; Magnoliopsida; Brassicales; Brassicaceae
Product: NAC domain-containing protein 83
Exons: 3
Coding region: 4-834 (276 amino acids)
Biological process (GO): regulation of DNA-templated transcription
Molecular function (GO): DNA binding
Source: RefSeq, a predicted model, not a curated record